Paramecium tetraurelia is the source of this 1032-nucleotide messenger RNA. RefSeq lists its product as uncharacterized. The transcript has 4 exons. The record is from RefSeq and is a predicted model, not a curated record. Gene Ontology annotation, biological process: regulation of transcription by RNA polymerase II. Lineage: Eukaryota; Ciliophora; Oligohymenophorea; Peniculida; Parameciidae.
AUGGCUCAUAAGUUUGAUAGGGAAAUGUACAACAUCGAUCCUUGUAUGAAAAGAAGAAAAUAAACAAGAGUUCGCAAGCAAUUAGUUAAAGCGAAUUUGCAAGAUGAAAGUGAAGAAAAUUGCUUAAUUGAGGUAUAAUAGAAAGUCACAAAAAAAUAUCAAAAUUAUUUGCAUACUCUAAGAAAAAUGGGUGAUUUUGAUUGGACUGAUAUAGAAAAUACAAAUAACUCCAAAGUUAUUUAUCCAAUCCAAUUUUUGCAAGCAUCCACUCUCUAAUUUAUGAUUGCAGCACUCUAUUUCAAUUGCGAUCAAGAGUAUCUCUAAUAAUGUCUGCAUGAAAUUGAGAAAAUAUUGAAGAAAAAUGAAUCAAUAUAUGGGACUUAAAUAUAAGAUGAUUGCAAAAAAUAGAAAAAUAAAAAAGGGUAUGAUGUGAAUGAUGAUAUCUUCAUUUUAGAAAUGAGAAACUUAGGUUAAAAAGACUUAGAUGAUCUAAUUACAACCUAAGAAAUUGACUUAGAACAAAUAGCAAAAUAAAAUGAAGAAAAUUUGCAAUAGUAUACCACUCUGUUGCCCACAGUUAAAUAGCAUUUAAAAACAGAUUAACAAAAUAAUCUUUUGAGGGAUAUAGCAGGGCUUACAGAAGCUGAAAAACAAUAUAUAGAAAAAACAGAAAUGAAAAUCUAAGCAGAUGAAUAAAAUGUAGUUGUGUAAGAGACUGGAAAAAAAACAUAAGGAGGAGGAAUUCACUUAUAACCAAAUUUAGAUGAUGCAUUGUGUUAAGUUUGCAAUGAUGGAGAUUAUACUGAUGAUAAUCUCAUUGUCUUUUGUUCUAAAUGCAAUAUAUCUGUACAUUAAAAAUGUUAUUUAAUUGAUAUAAUACCAAAUGAAGAUUGGAUAUGUGAUGUUUGUUAAACAUUUGGACCAAAUGGACAAUAUUUAAGAUGUGCUUUGUGCCCUAAAUUAGGUGGGGCUAUGAAAGCUACUUAAAUAGAUGCAUCAUAGCUCUUACACCUUAAAUUCAACCUAUUUUGA